Molecule: messenger RNA, 945 nt
Organism: Marasmius oreades (fairy-ring Marasmius)
Lineage: Eukaryota; Fungi; Basidiomycota; Agaricomycetes; Agaricales; Marasmiaceae
Exons: 10
Coding region: 1-822 (273 amino acids)
Molecular function (GO): oxidoreductase activity, acting on the CH-OH group of donors, NAD or NADP as acceptor
Source: RefSeq, a predicted model, not a curated record
AUGGAACCUACAACAAAUGGUCCGGGUACCCAUCCAUCCAUCACACGUGUGGCUCUAGUCACCGGGGCUGCUCAAGGCCUGGGGAAGUCGAUAGCUUCGCGACUAUUUCAGGAUGGAUAUGAGCUUGCGCUGAAUGACAUCUCCGCCAAGAGGGAUUUAUUAGAUCAGGCGGCUGAUGAAAUUACUAGUACGGUCAUAGCCCUCGGGAGUGGGGAUGGAGGAAAACGCCCACACAGGCGUAUCAUCAUUAUUCCUGCGGACAUAUCGGUAGAGGAAGAGGUCAAGGGCAUGAUAAAUAAGGUCGCCGAGGAGUUGGGCACCUUGGAUGUCAUGAUAGCCAAUGCAGGAAUCGCAACGGUCAAGUCCUUCAAUGACACAACAACAGAAGCACUAGACCGAAUUCUAGCCGUCAACGUUCGCGGGACAUUCUUGUGUUACAAGUACGCUUCGCAACAGAUGAUCAAACAAGGGCGUGGAGGAAGAAUCAUCGGCGCUUCAUCGCUAGCCGGUAAACGAGGACAAGCCAACCUCUGUGCCUACACUGCGUCGAAAUUCGCUAUCAGAGGUUUGACUCAAUCUGCUGCGGUGGAAUUCGGAAAGCACGGAAUUACUGUAAAUGCCUAUGCACCCGGUGGUGUUGUAACGGAAAUGUUCGAGAGCAUGCCUCUUAAUAUGCGAGAGAGCUUGGUAGCGCGGGCAUCGUUAGGGACCCUGGGAUCAACAGAAGAUGUCGCGAGCCUUGUAUCAUUUAUUGUCUCUGACGAGGCAAGAUUUAUCACAGGCCAAACGAUAACGAUAGACGGAGGAAUACAUUUCGAUUAGCUCGCUCAAUGGACGGCCAUGAUGCUCCGUAUCUCACGGUAGUAGCAAUAGAGCUCAGUAAUAGGUAUCUGCACGGUAACGGUUGAGAUAAUCGCAAGGUCCUUUGGUAUAUGCCAAAAUAAG